GACGUGGAAUCACACAAUUGGUUAGAACCUGAUCAGAAUUGUGUGCUCAUAACCCACCCAAACCCAAAUUAUAACCCAACAAUAUCAUAUCACCGCCAAAGCCAUUAGAAUAGUGCAGGAAGGAGUUAGUACUACAUCCCUAAAUCACUGAAAAAAAUGGCAACAACAAUGGCCGGCGUGAGCCUCUCAGCCCCAAGAAUCGUAGCCAAAUCAGGCGCAGAGUCGCCGAAAGUACCCCAUGCCUAUAUCAGAACUGUUCAGCCGUGGAAUUACAACAAGAGGCUGAGCCAGUACGGUCGAUUGAUGGUCGUACGGCCGGUUAUGGCGGCGCCGGACAAGCUGUCGGACAAGGUGGCGGAGAGCGUGAAGAACGCGGAGGAGGCGUGCUCGGACAACCCGGCGAGCGGGGAGUGCGUGGCGGCGUGGGACGAGGUGGAGGAGCUGAGCGCCGCCGCCAGCCACGCCAGGGACAAGAAGAAGUCAACCGAUUCAUUGGAGGAGUACUGUAAAGACAAUCCCGAGGCCGAUGAGUGCCGUACUUAUGAGGAUUGAAUUCAAACUCCGUAGACUCAGUACUCUCACUCGAAGUCUUUGAGAAGCGUGUUGCCGAGUGUUUCACUGCUGGGCCAGGUCAUCAGAACCCCAGUUCUAAGCUUUCUCAACUUCAAUGGUUUCCUACUUACUCUGGCUACAUAGGAUAGUACUUGUUUGUUCUUCACGUUUGUUUAGGGCCCUAUAUACGCGUUUCAUGAUGUAAUUGCACAACCCAUAAUCCUGGUUAUUACCUCCAUUUGUUUACGCUUUCUGCAUGUUCGAAUGACUUUUGUUUGGGG
Molecule: messenger RNA, 833 nt
Organism: Morus notabilis
Lineage: Eukaryota; Viridiplantae; Streptophyta; Magnoliopsida; Rosales; Moraceae
Product: calvin cycle protein CP12-1, chloroplastic
Exons: 2
Coding region: 157-552 (131 amino acids)
Biological process (GO): negative regulation of reductive pentose-phosphate cycle
Cellular component (GO): chloroplast
Source: RefSeq, a predicted model, not a curated record